This is a messenger RNA of Trichomonas vaginalis G3, 2379 nucleotides long. RefSeq names its product protein ubiquitination. The transcript has a single exon. Lineage: Eukaryota; Parabasalia; Trichomonadida; Trichomonadidae. Gene Ontology annotation, biological process: protein ubiquitination; regulation of apoptotic process; ubiquitin-dependent protein catabolic process. Bases 1 to 2379 code for a protein of 792 amino acids. The record is from RefSeq and is a predicted model, not a curated record.
AUGAGCGCAAAACAAAGGAGAAGGAGUAAAAGUGAAGAUUCCGAGUCGUAUGCUUAUGAGGAAGAAUCAUCUGAUUCAACUCCUCCUCCAUCAAUAGAAAAACCAACUAAAAAACAAAACGCAAAAGAUAAAGAAACUAAAUCCCAAGAAAAAACAGAAAAUAAGCGAUAUGAUCCAUCACAAAGACAAACUUUACCACCAUCAGAUAUUAUUCAGUUCGAUUUACCUCAAUUUAAAUAUCCAAAAUUAAACGACGUUAUAAUUUCUCCUCGUGAAGGACAAAAAUUCGUAAUUUCUAAAUUGAUUGAAGAUGCUAAACCAGGUACAACGAUUAAUAUCCCCUCAGGAACUUAUUCGGAUGUUUUAUAUAUUAAUAAGCCACUUAAAAUCUUAGCAAACGGAAAUGUUAAGCUUAUUGGUACUUCUGAUAAACCCGCAAUUACAGUUGCCGCUGAUGGUGUAUCCUUCCGUGGUUUUGAAAUCACACAAAGAAAAACAGAAGAAGACGCAGAGGCCGCAAUGCUUAUUAAAUCAGGAUCUGUAUUACUUCUCGAUUGUUCAAUCAAAUCGGAUACAUGUCCUUCCAUUUGCGUUUCCAAAGAUUCAGUUGCAAAUGUUAACGGAUGUCGUUUCAUCAGCAAGUCAGCGCCAAACGUACUAACGCUCGAUAAUAGCUGUUGUACAUUCGAAUUAUGCAACUUCCAAGGCAGUACAGCCAACGGUCUUGUAUUCAGAGAUAAUUCCCAAACAAAACUCACUCGUUGCACGAUACAAGGCUUCACAAAGAGUGGUAUACUCUCAUGCGGCCAUUCUUCAUUCAUAUCCGAGAAAUGCCGUAUCACAGCCUGUUCCCAAAACGGUGUUGAAAGUUGUUCAGACAAAACAAUCACUUUAAUCGACUCCAGCAUCGAAGGUUGUGGAAUGAAUGGCAUUUCUUUAUACGGAUUAGCUUCACUCCGCAUAACUGGUUGCACAAUAGAAGGUUGCACAUUAGCAGGCCUCGAAGCACGCGAAGGAAGUGCUGCAAGAUUAUCCGAAAACGUUUUUUCACAUUGUGGAAAUCCUUCCACAUUGUUUGCAUUCGAACAAGCCACAAUCGAUUCCCACGCCGACAAGAUUGUUAGUACAGACAUCUUAGGUAUCUGUUGUGCAGACAAUUCGAGCGUAAUGAUGAGAUCUGCUGUUUUACAAGAUAUCCAUGGCCGUGGUGUUUUAGUCAGCGACAAUGCGACAUUGACACUCAAUGAUACAAGGAUUGAAAGAACAGACAAAACAGGAGUAACUGUUUGCCAUGGUGGAAGCUUAGUUCUAGCAGAUAGUUACGUAUUGAACUCCUGCGAGCUUGGAAUAUUAGUUAAUGAUUGUCAUUCUGCGCAAUUAGUGAAUACACAUGUUGACGGAUCAGCGCUUUCAGGUUUGGAAAUCAAUGGUGUUCAAACUGGUUUCUCCAUUGAUCAGUGCAACUUCACGAGAUGCAGACAAUGCGGUAUUGUUAUCAUUGACUCGUCUGUUGAACUGAGUUUAUGCAAUGCGAUGUCAAACAGAUAUUCCGGUUUCGAAGUCAGGUCAUCAAAGGUUUCUCUCAAAAGAUGCAGAGCAGACAAGAACGCGAGUGGCGGAAUAUGUGCAAGAGGUGGUUCUGCUAUGACUGUUGAUACAUGCUCUGUUAUGGAGAACGGGCAAGUUGGUGCAUCACUUGAAAACAAGUCAAAUAUCACUUUCAAGUCAACAACAAUAGAAAACAACAAACAUUUGGGAAUAGCAGUUGAACUUGAGUCGUUUGUUACAUUGAAGAGCUGCCUUGUCACUAAACAUAGUUGUGUAGCCAUGCAAGUUGAAGGAAAAGACAGCAGAGCAUUUGUUGACAGAACAAAAUUUGUUUCAAAUGAUGUCGCUGUUCUCGCUGUAAUGAAUGGAAGAGUUGCUGCCAAAGGUGCAACAUUUGAUAGUAAUAAUAUGCACAUAGAACUUAGAGAUAAAGCAAAGAUGAAGGCUUCUGGAUCUGAGUUCAUUUCGGCUGCUGAAAAAGCUGGAAUUAACAUAUGCAGUAAUUGUGUCGCAACUUUCGAUGAUUGCACCGUUUCGAAGAAUAAAAACGUUGGAAUUGCUUGCGAAGGUGAAAUACAGAUGACCAUGUGCAGAGUGAAUGAUAAUGGACUUGGAGCUUUCUUGUAUGGUAAAAGUUCUGGUUCAAUCACUCAAACAAAGUUCGCAAACAACAAAAAAUGCGCUGUUUAUUUGCAACAGGGAAAGGUGAAAAUUACUAAGAAUAUUAUCGAAGGGCAUGAACUGUAUGGCAUUAAGAUAGAAGAAAAAGCGGAUGCUGAUGUUGAUGGCAACGAAUUCAAGAGAAAUUCUCAAGAUAUUAAUCGUGAAUGA